Molecule: messenger RNA, 1630 nt
Organism: Aplysia californica (California sea hare)
Lineage: Eukaryota; Metazoa; Mollusca; Gastropoda; Aplysiida; Aplysiidae
Product: alkylglycerol monooxygenase
Biological process (GO): lipid biosynthetic process
Cellular component (GO): endoplasmic reticulum
Molecular function (GO): oxidoreductase activity; iron ion binding
Source: RefSeq, a predicted model, not a curated record
UAAAAAUAAAUCAGAAUCUGAUUUGACCUUUGACCGGCCUGUGCCUAUAGGCCUACAGUAGACAGUCAUCGAGGCAUUCAUCAACAAUAAGUCAUCUGUAGGCCCGGGCCUAGUAGUAGUAAUGUAGUCAACAGUGUCGUCAGUUUGUCAUCGAUGCGUGAAAAUAAGGUCAGCCCCAGGGUAUAUAUUCAGAUGAUAAUAGCCUAGCAGUCAGCCUACUAAACUGUUGUAGCCCUACUGCAGGCCUUUUCCUGUUCUACCAGUCACCAGUCAGUCGACGAUCUACUUCACGUUCUGUUGCUUGUAGGUGGUGUGGUGACAAUUGAAUAAAUUAUUAACUUUUCUAGAUUAGCCUAUUAUUUCCUGAGUUGUUGUGCACUUAGAAGGCCUUGCUUUGCCGUAUCGUACCAAUAAAGAUCUGGCCUAGCGCCUUAUACACUAGCCUGUCAUUUAAGGUGACAUACAUACCAAACUGACCAGAGAUGGACGCGAAUACGUCUAAACCGCUCCUGCUGAACCUGAGGGCGAUGUUCUACCUCGUCCUGCCCUCUGAAUCAUCAUAUGAAAAACUGGAGCAAGUUCCGAACUUUGUUGAUGAGGCGUUCCCGUACUUCACCUGUAUGGUUCUACUGGAGGCUGUGGUGUUGAGGCUGCAGGGAAAGGACUGGCCUCGCAUCAAUGACGGCAUUAACAGCAUGACGCAUGGAGUACUCUCACUGCUGCACUCGCUGUUGUUUCGCUCGAUUGAGCUGCUGAUCUAUGUGUGGAUCUAUGACAACUACCACCUGAUAGAUCUUCCAUGGGACAGCGGAGUCACAUGGUUCGUGGCGUUCGUCCUCUUUGACUUCUUCUACUACUGGUUCCACCGAUUCAGCCACGAGAGCAACAUCAUCUGGGCAUCUCAUCAAGUUCACCACAGCUCGGAGGAUUACAACCUCACCACAGCCCUCCGACAGUCUCUCAUGCAGAAGUAUUACAGUAUGUGUGUGUACUUCCCAAUGGCACUGAUCGUCCCCCCGUCGGCCUACUACGUGCACCAACAGUUUAACCUGCUCUACCAGUUCUGGAUCCACACCGAGGUGGUCCACUCCAUUGGUCCGCUGGAGUACAUCCUGAAUACAGCCAGCCACCACCGUGUACACCACGGUCGUAACCCUUACUGCAUCGACAAGAAUUAUGGUGGGACCCUCAUUGUCUGGGACAGGAUGUUCAACACAUUUCAAGCAGAAGGAGAGAAAGUGAUCUAUGGACUUGUUCAUCCAAACCAGUUCUGGGACCCGCUUUAUGGCCAGCCUUGGGUGUGUGGCCUUCAUCAUCUUUUCCCUGACGUCCUUCGGAGCCCUGUUUGACCACAAGCGCUGGAGUUGUGCCGCUGAGUGUCUCAGAUGUGCCAUCGUUGUCGGACUACUGCUCUACGUGCGAGGACCAAUCGAAUUUGAGCCGACUCUCGUCUCCGGCACAUUUGUGUUCUUCCUGCUGUCAGCCAUUUUAUGGGGAGUGCUGACGGUGCUGCAGUACAAGUUCUACGUGGUGACGAAGAAAGUGGAUUGAGGAAAUGUGAGGCAUCGUGGUGAAAUCAGGCGCUCGUCAAAAUAAUGAGAUCAAAUAAAUUGGCAUUAUAUUUACCGUU